ACGUGACAUUAGCGCUCGACGGCGCCCCGACCACGUGAUAUAGACGCCUGUUGCUAUGACACCGACCCUCGGCGUUGCCAAACUGAGAGCUUGCCUUAGCAACAAAAAAUAAAUCGACGGCCUUUCCUUCCCUUGUUUUAUUUUUAGAGUAGCAAUGACAUCAAUAUAUGGUACAAGUGGAGGAAGCAUAGCAAUAAACGUAAGACGAUCAGAAUCUCGAGAUGCUCCUCAGAUUAUGAAACUGUUCACCCAAAGUACAGUGAACAUGUUUGGAAGAAUUAAUAUUCUCUAUCUGCUUGAAAGAGCAAAUCUAGCUGUGACUGUAGAAAAUGAGAAGAAUGAAAUUAUAGCUCAUGCAGCUUUCUUAGAUUACCCAAAUGUGGAGACUAUUGCACAAAACAACUGGGAACCUUGGCUGCAUGCGUAUGGUAAUAGCUUAAAAUGGACACCUAUGAACACAAUUUUUAUGCACUUGUUCGUGGCCAAACCCGACUUUGCCGCUGGUUGUGCUCGAGAGAUUAUCAGGUCUGUCUUUAAUGCUGUCCGAGAAUUACAUUUCCUAAUUCUUUCUAUCGAAAAGAAAGUCAGCUUGGAUCCUUCAAUUGCUCUGCUGUUUGCACCUUUGCCACAAUUUAAGAAGACAGAAGGUGUGCAGUAUUCAGUCAAUGCAUGUUACAGAAAGGACUAUGUUCCAGUAUUACAUAUUCGAAACGCCAGGAUAGAGGAUCAUGAUGAUAUCGCUCCCAUCUUCAAUGAAAUGACUGACACAUUGAGGACCACUUAUGGUGAAUACUUCCUUGCAGAAUUAAUAGAAGCUCAAGAUGAAACAAAUCAUGCUGCUGUCUGUGAGGUAAACAACAUGGCAGUGGGAUUCAUGAGCGUGUGCAGUGAAGUGAACGUUAAAUUACUAAACAGCUGCUUUGAUUUGCGCCCAUUUCAUGGUUUUUGUAAAUUUCUUCUUGUGAAAGAGAAUAGUCCUCCAGAAAUCAUAGAGUCACCAGCAAAGGAAAUUAUUACACCUACAGAGCCUGAAGAUAAUGCAGAAAGAAAGCAGGAAGAAAUUAUCAUCCAGGAUGAAACUGCCAGAGAAUCAGACAGUAAUGGUGUAAACCAACCGACUGAAAAAGCAAGAACCAGCCGAGUGGUUUCCCCCCGUUUAACAGAUGCAGAUAAUGUUUUUUGCAUACAGUUGUUCUGCAUAGAUGAGAAAUAUGAAUCAAGGUCUCAGGACUUUUUGCCCUACAUAUUUAAUCUCUAUCCAGACCGAGACUUUUGCGUUAUCACUGUACCUCAUGUGGUCCCUGAGUUUCCCUUGUUGAAGGAUUUUGUCCGUGUUGUGCCCUACAGCAAGACCACAAUACCCCAUGAGCUGUAUGUCACACAUCGUAAAGGUUUGCUCAAAUCCAUUACGGUACGACUUGCAACAAGCGAUGACACAGAAGAAAUUCAACUUCUUGUCCAAAGUCUUGAACUGCAAAGCAGUAUUUUAGUUGAUUUAUAUACAUAUAAUCAGAGCCGAAGAGAUGAAGAUGGAACUCCAAUGCAGGUCAUUGUCGCUGACGUUUUAUCGGAAAUUGUGGGGAUUGCCAUUAUCAGGAAUGAAGAGGAUAUUGAAUAUAUUCGUUCACAUUACAACAUCGAAAAUUUCAUCUACUUCAAUCAUCAUCAGCGUGAAGAACAUGGGCAUCUCUAUCACUUUGCUUUAAACCCAAUUUUCUACCACCAUACAAAAUAUUUUCUCAAAGAGAUACUCCGGAUAACUUUUAAGUCAUGUCUUUACUAUCCUAUUUAUCCCAAAUCUUCAAAGAAGCUGCGGAGUCCACACGCUCAUUCCCUGACGUCUGCCCUUCACUGCCUUGUUCCUGUGCGCCGAAGACGACAAAUUAUCUAUCCAUUGGAAAAACUUGGCAUUAACGCCCCAUCAAAAAGAAUCACAAAGCAGAAGGCAAAAUAUGCCCUAAAUCACAUAAACAGAAAGUUGACACUGGAGCCAAAAAUAAUCAUAAAUUCACGAAUAGUGGUGGUUGGUGCAUCUGAAGUUGGGAUUUCCUUCCUAGAAACAUUGGUCUUCUGCCCACACCUCCGCUUCAAUAACAUUACAUUGAUUACAGCAUGUGCAGUUCCUACAUUUCACUCACAUCCCUCAUGUAGAAGAUUCCAAACCAGAAGUCACAGUUAUGAACAUGACGAUUAUGCACUGAUGUCAUUGCAGUCUUGGGUUAAUAUAGUGGUCGUCAAGAUGAUUGGCAUUGACAGGGCUGCCAAACAUGUGAUUGUAACUGGUGGUACAAAAGUACCAUAUGAACAUCUAAUCCUUUGCACGGGACAACAGUUCCAGGUUCCGUGUCCCACAGGAGCGGACAUACGAUCAAUUACCAAGGAUGUGAUUGUGGAUCCUGACAAACAAUUUACAGAGCAAGUGCCUUCCAACCUUUUCAUACUGAAUGAUCAUCAUGAGUGUGAAAAUACACUGCAUUGGCUCAAAAAACGUGCAACAAAGCCGAAAGGAAAUAUCAUAGUUUAUGGGAACACAAUUGAAGCUUACAUCGCCGUGAAUACUAUCCUGUCUUGUGGAAUUGAUGGCUCUCUCAUACAUCUGGUGAAGCCUCCUUCAGAACUCGACACCAGUUGUUUUAAUAAUUCUGUAAUAGAAACUGCAGUAAUGGAGGCACUGGAGAAGGAUAAUAUUUCUUUGUAUUCUAACUGUCUUCUUUCUCAGUGGAACGAAGUGAAAGUCCAUGGUCGCAUCGCCAUUUCUUCUUUCACCACUGAUUCUGAACCACUGAUCCUUAACUGUGCGGCUUUCUUUAGCGUCGACAAGAAGAAAGUGGAUAUUGAUGCAUUCAAGGCUAUAAAUAAGGCAUGCCUUGUCUUUGAUGGAAAACUAGUAAUUGACUCUACUUUUCAUACUAAUGACAUUACGAUCAGAGCUGCAGGACCACUUACCAAAUACUCCCGCCGUUAUUACGCUGACCAGUGGUCUCAUGAAAACUUUAAUUCAAAGGAAAUUGGAUUUCAGCUAGCUGCACUCAUGCUACACCUUUUUGAUCCGACUCUGGAACAAAUGACUGAGCCACCACUAGAACUCGAUCUGCUUGUUCCUGCUUACAUUGGUGCUAAAGUCAAAGAAUGUGUUCUGCCUGGAGGAUACCACUACCUACUUAUUUCUAAACCAGGGUUAAUGACUUGUCAAGAUAAACGUAAGGGAAUACCUGAAUAUGGACGAUUAAUAGUCACAGGAAGUCCGAGUACUGGGAACUACUUUGAAAUCCAUUUGAGCCAAUAUAGCAUAGUGGAUUCCAUCACAUGUCUAUCACUGACACAUUUACCAGUCUCCAACUAUAUCUGCUUGUACGGGCAACAUGAACGUCUCCUUAAUAAUCUGUGUUCUCGCUUUGACGAGGGACUAAUCUCAGAUUUGCACAGUUAUUUUAAGGAGCCUUGGUCCCUCUGUAUAUAUCACGACCGUUUCGCGGACUUCAAACAAGAAGUGCGACAGAUAGUGGAAUCUGAAAGGUUAAACGUAAGCGCGCCGAUCGAAGACCUGGUUCGUCAGAUAGCAGAGAGUGAGCUGCUGGUGCCGGAGAAAACGAAGGCAUUUUUGGAAAGGAAAUUCGAUCAGGACGGUUAUAAGCAUCUGAUCGAAAGAAGCCUCCUGAACUACCUGCGCUACAACAAUUACCACCUGCCCAUGUUUGCAUGGCCCGGGAUCGUUUAGACAUCCGCACAAGGUCGGUGUCUCUUUGCACCCCGGUUUAUACCUGCUAGAAUAGAGAGAGAAAAUGAUGAUUAAUUGAUUAUGUUGGUUUAAUGUGGAGACAUUCCGCAGACAUAGUCCGGAAGAUGGCGCACUGCAAUCGGCCGCCGGUGUAGUUAAAAUUGCCUUCAACAUUUUGUUUUAUUUACCUGAGAGAUUCUUUUCCAACCCAGAAAUAAAUAAAGAAAUGUCU
Amblyraja radiata (thorny skate) is the source of this 3950-nucleotide messenger RNA. RefSeq names its product cilia and flagella associated protein 61 (gene cfap61). The transcript has 26 exons. The coding region runs from base 155 to 3718 and encodes 1187 amino acids. Lineage: Eukaryota; Metazoa; Chordata; Chondrichthyes; Rajiformes; Rajidae. The record is from RefSeq and is a predicted model, not a curated record.